GGAUCAAUAAAGGAAAUAAAAGGUUCUGUGAAGAAAAAAUCAAGAGAAAGAAGAUUGGAGUGGACAGAAUAGAGUGAUGUGGGGUGUUCUCCUUCUGGCAAUAUCAGCACCAAGGAAGAAGAAGUGCCCAAGAAGUAGAGGUAUAGAUCCUAGUCAUCUGGAUUUAAGAAGAACAAUGUCUCUUCCCCGACAGCUGCGAGAAAAGAGUGAUUUUGACCAGCUUCCAGAUGAUGUACCUGUUUCAGCUAAUAUCGCAGACAUUGAAGAGAAGAAAGGCUUUACUAAUUACUAUAUGUUUGUCAUUGAAGUAAAGCUUAAAGGUGGUGGCAGAUACCUGAUUUUCCGGCGCUAUCGUGAGUUCUAUGCCCUGCACACCAAACUAGAGGAGAGAUAUGGGCCAGAGAGCAGUAACAGCCCGUUUACCUGCACACUCCCUGUACUGCCAGGAAAAGUUUUUGUUGGUGCCAAAAAGGAAAUUGCUGAGAACAGGAUUCCUAUCCUAAAUGUCUAUAUGAAGAACCUGCUCUGCCUCCCUGCUUGGGUGUUGAUGGAUGAGGACGUUCGGCUGUUCUUCUACCACUCAACCUUUGAUGGUGAGCAGGUGCCUCACAGACUGAGACGGCUUCGCCCACGGACACGCCGAGUUAAGAGUGUUUCAGAUCAAGUGCCUGUUUUUGACCGCACAGCAGCUCCGCGGGCUGAGGCACUGUUUGAUUUUCCUGGAACCAAUAAACUGGAACUCAGAUUCAAGAAAGGAGAUUUGAUCUAUCUACUCAGCAAAGUAAACAAAGACUGGUUGGAGGGAACUGCUGAUGGUGCCACUGGGAUUUUCCCACGUGCUUUUGUGAAGAUCAUAAAAGAUUUACCACAGCAGGAAGACACAGUUAAUAAAGUUCGCUGUUAUUACUAUGAUGAGACUGUGAGCACCAUCAGGGAUAUCUCAGUGGAAGAGGAUCUGAGCAGCAUUCCAUCAUUCAAAGAUUUAAUGGAAUUGAUGAGGCAGGAGUUUAACCAAGAAGACAUUGUUUUGAAUUACCGGGACCCUGAAGGUGACCUGAUCCGCUUGCUCUCUGAUCAGGACGUUGAACUCAUGGUGUCUCAGAGCAGAAGAAGUUCCUCUGAGAAGCACUUCUUCCCUUGGAAGUUGCACAUCACUCACAAAGAUGACUUGGGUGUCUACAACACUAGUCCAGGAGCAGGUGUUACUCAAACAGUAGGGGCUAUGUAAGUGCCAUAUAGAUAUCCCUCUCUGCAGGCAGUUUCCUUCAAAAUGUCUUUGAAGUGUCCUUGAAAUGAGUAAUUUUUAGUGAUAUAUUACCUUUCAGUGUAAAAUCUGUACUUGGUUAACUUCUUCAGCUUUUUAGCACACAUCUGCAAUACAGACAAUCUACAUAGAGACCAGAGAAAGAGAGUAAUAGAGAAAUAAAAUCAUGGGCCAUGUUUACAAAGCAAGUCAGUGUCAGCCUGCAAGAGAGGUCUCCUGAGCCCUUAGACCUGCUCUAGUUUCUGUUCUCACUCUCAAGACUAUCUUUUUGUCCAGAAUGUCUUCAUAAGCUUUUGUUUUUUCUCUAGACUCCCAUAAAUUUCUCUUCAUUUGCUGAUCUGAAGGUUUGUGGGCCAUUGUGUAAUUAUAUCUCUCAUGUUGGAGUCUGACUGGGUUUUCAGAGUUUGUCCUAGGAGGAUCAAUAAAACUUUUUUGGAUUUCAGUGAAGAAGUUCCAGCCCAUCUUAACUUUCUUCUUUUCCACUGAUCAGUAUAUUGAAUUCUGUGAAUCAAACCUAGUACACCUGUGGUUUUCCUUUUAGACCUUUAUGUAACUGUACAAUAUACUUAUUUUCAUGUUUAGGAAAAUGUGUAGGAUAUCCUACUGAAACAGCAAUUUCUUCUCUAUCUUCUGCUUUCUGACACUGCAUUCAAAGUAGAACUAACAAGAAAUUACU
Molecule: messenger RNA, 1940 nt
Organism: Zonotrichia leucophrys gambelii
Lineage: Eukaryota; Metazoa; Chordata; Aves; Passeriformes; Passerellidae
Gene: NCF4
Product: neutrophil cytosolic factor 4
Exons: 12
Coding region: 77-1228 (383 amino acids)
Biological process (GO): superoxide anion generation; phagocytosis; respiratory burst
Cellular component (GO): NADPH oxidase complex; cytoplasm
Molecular function (GO): superoxide-generating NADPH oxidase activator activity; phosphatidylinositol binding; protein binding
Source: RefSeq, a predicted model, not a curated record